AUGACGAUCAAGAUAUGUUUACGACAUUCAAAUCCUCGUCUAGAUGAACUACGAUAUACAUCGGUAUGCCCUGGUAGUGGGUGCAAAUUACUCUAUUCUGCAUCAUGUUAUAGAAGGGAAGAAUUAUGGGACACCAUACAGUCUUCUUCCCAAAAUGAUAACAGUCGGUGUAAAAACAACUGUAAAGAAGCUGAUGCAAAAUAUCAAUAUAGUGGAACACGGGUCAGAUAUUGCUAUUGUGGGAAAACGGAACCGUCUGCGUUUGACAAAGUUGCUGAUAAUGAAUGUACUUAUAGAUGUCCAGGUAACAAUGAAGACAUUUGUGGAGGAUAUGACCACAAUUUUGAUUAUAAUCUGCUUACUGUCUCAACAAUAGAUCGAACAACUGAAACUGUGACCACCGGGAAAAAUAUCCAAGAGACUAGUGCAACAGCUGUGUCUACAAGAGUCUCAGCGAUGACAGAGUUCAUGAACAUGAUAACUAGCGACACAUCCUCGUCAUUUUCUACAAACUUCACGCCUUUUACUACACAUGAUGAAUCCAGUACCACAUCUGGAAAUGCAAAUAAUUAUAUUUCACCUAUGUGGACUGAGACAUCAACACAAGAAACAACAGCUGAACAACUGAAAAUCAUUGAUGUCGAAGUGAUCAUGCCAGCAUGUACAUGUACUAAUGGGAACGGUUUAGAUGAAGAAGAUAUAUUUCACUGUAACUAUCAGGCCACAUCUAGCGAGAACAUCACUUUAGCGUGCCAACCUAACACAAGAGGGAGGUUCGUCAGAAUUAAAUGUAAGGAUAUGGAAUCCCUUACAAUUCGUGAAGUAGAUGUUAACGGCGACCAGGUGAACAGCACCAAUGAAUCAGGUCAAUCAAGUACUGCUUAUGCAUGUGGCCAUUCCAGGUAUGGAUUUGUCAGUCCGAUCAUAGGGACAUCUGUAGCGAGCAGUUACAUCGAUUGUACAAUAAUGUGCUUCACAAUUACAGCCUGUGCUGCUGCAGAGUAUGAUAAGGACGCAAAUGUCUGUACACUGAAAGGUGAAUGUACGAAUUAA
Mytilus trossulus (common blue mussel) is the source of this 1053-nucleotide messenger RNA. RefSeq lists its product as uncharacterized. The record is from RefSeq and is a predicted model, not a curated record. Bases 1 to 1053 code for a protein of 350 amino acids. NCBI's taxonomy places the organism in Eukaryota, Metazoa, Mollusca, Bivalvia, Mytilida, Mytilidae. The transcript is spliced from 6 exons.